GUUGUAGCCUGCCUCAGUCUUCGCCGGCAGUCGACAGAGUCCUUCCCCACGAUCUGUCCUCCAAGUUUCCCGGUUCGCUCUGGGGACCCGCCGGAUAUCCGCCAUCAUUGCCGGAGUUCACGGUUUCGGCUUUCUCCUUGGCGGCGCCCAUACGGCGAUCGCCGGCGAGUCCUCUUUGAGCUACGCAAUGGCGGUGGCUCUUUCGUCGUAGUCUCUCUUCUUUCCUCUUUCUCUUUGUCGUCUUCUUUAUCUUUCUUGUUAAGAAAAAAUAGGUGAAAAAUGGGAUGCGUUGGAUCUUCGUCGAAGAAUGGAGAAGAGACCACCAAAAAGCUAAGGAAACCAAAAGCUUGGAAGCAUUCUCAACCACUUACUAGAGCACAGCUGAGACAAAUGCGUGAUGAGUUUUGGGAUACAGCUCCCCACUAUGGUGGUCAGAAAGAAAUUUGGGAUGCACUUCGAGCAGCAGCUGAAGCUGACCUAUCCCUAGCUCAGGCUAUUGUUGACAGUGCAGGCAUCAUUGUUACGAGUGCAGAUAUGACAACCUGCUACGAUGAGAGAGGUGCAAAAUAUGAGCUGCCCAAGUACGUCUUAAGCGAGCCAACCAAUUUGAUAAAUGGUUAACAAGGCUUCAACAGGAAGUGUAAAUCGUGUACAUUGCUUUCCUCUGGUUUGUUGGUGCUGACUGCAACUGAAAGGUUCCCAAAGAUUCCCAAGGUUUGACCAUCUACUAGCGACUCCAGACUCCUGUAAACUGUAAAUCUUACUGGCAGCCUUUUUUGUGGGAACACGUUCCUUCUUUGUUUACCCAAGUUUUUUUCAUUUGAAUGGUCAGCUGUUAUCCUCUUAGUAACCAGCGACUUUCUUCAGGAUCAUCCACGCUUUUAGUCCAUUCAGUACUUUAUUAUCCUUUACUGGACCCGUCUUUUGUUCAUCUAGUUAUGUGGUAUAGACUGGGUAACUUUGUCUUGUACUUUCUUGUUUUUCAUGGCAAUUCUUGGUAAUGAACUGGCACUCAUAAGGUUGCAAAUGGGGUUUUGGUUUGAGAGCUUGUCA
Molecule: messenger RNA, 1053 nt
Organism: Nymphaea colorata (pocket water lily)
Lineage: Eukaryota; Viridiplantae; Streptophyta; Magnoliopsida; Nymphaeales; Nymphaeaceae
Exons: 4
Coding region: 280-621 (113 amino acids)
Source: RefSeq, a predicted model, not a curated record